AUGUCAUCUCCAGGCCUGCUGUUCCUGCUAUUGAUGUCCUCCUGCCUCCCUGUCUUAAGUGCUCCACCCGACACUCCUCAUGACGAGGAGGAACUGGAACAACAACCGCAUCCCAAUCAGCAUGCGAACAUGGUUAAAAAGCUUGGCAGUUGGUUAAAGAAAAAUUUUAGGGGGAUUGGAGGAGUCCUUAUUGCUAGCAUAGAACCAGUGCCAGUAGCUGGAGCACCCAUCGCUGGAGCACUCAAAACCCUGCUGCUGGUAACGCCUAAUGAAGACCCACUGGACACUGUCAACUCUAACCUUAAAGCUCUCACCAUUAAGCUUGACACCUUUAGCGCAGAAUUGAAAUGGGCUGCCUGGGCAGCUGGUGCAUACCAAAUGCCAGUGAACAACAUAGAGAAAGCCUGGAUUAAAUACACUGAGCUAGUGCGUGCUAGCACAGGAAAUGAGGCACUCAAAACUGAUUUCUUUACAUUUUACAGCCAGUAUGCAGACAGCACUUUGGUCUUGCACCAAUUCCUAACAGCUAAAUCCCCAUCUGUAACACAAAACCUUGGAGACCUCCUGGCUGAUAGAUUAAGAUGUCAUGAAAAAGAUAUUAAAGCCCAGUUUUUGUAUUUGAAUAAACUUAUGUGUAAAGGCAACGUGCUCAAUGAGAAGUACUACGAAUUCAAAGGCAAAGACAAUAAUGCCAGGGUUGAUACCGCCCAUAAAAUUGCAUCUGAGUCUGCCUCAGCUUUAAUCACAUCGCACAAGCGAUGUAUAUCUGACAGUGCUGCUUAUAUUGAAAAGGACAUUUUUGAGCGCAUUGAUGAUACCCAAAAACAUCAAGAAAUAGCAGACAAUAUCAGGGCAUUUUUGGUAAAAACAUAUGACAGGUAUGACUGGAUGGUUGUUGCAUUUACAACCCAAAACUCAAGGCAUAAGCCAAAAUUACUAAAAAGACAUGAUUUGUCAGGGUUUACUGAGGUACAGAGAGGAACAGUUACAGUGGCUGUGGCCAAGCAGGUGAAAGGAGCUCACACCAAGACUGCUACUGUUAUAGAAGCCAUUAAAAGGUGCUUACCUCAGGGGGUGAUAAUGUGUUUAGAUGUAACACAGAAACUAAUGGAAUGUCAGGAAACUGUUUUUGGAAAAAGCUUGUCUCAGAUAUACACAGCAGUGCAUGCUUACAAAAAAAGCAGUCAUACUUCCACCAAUACAGUGGAAGCGCCGAAUGAUGAGGACUCUGCACUCCCAGAAAGCUCUGUCAGCCUCAAAGGCCAGUCGUCGCUAACACCCCACGUCUUUACGGGGAAAUGCGGGACAAUUUUUGGGAAGUUUAUCAUCUUUAUUAAAAGUGAUGAAGAGAUAAUGGGAGUAGAUCCCUGCUCCAAAAAGAAAUGUAGCCAAAAUGGUGAGUGUGUUGUUGUGCCAGGCACCUUGAUAGCAAUGUGUGAGUGCCAGUACCCACACUAUGGUGAGCACUGUGAGAUGACCUUAGAGACUUACAACAGACAACUCCGGCAGAACACUGAACGCAGAACCCUAACCCCAGAACGACGUCGGAAAGGCACGUCAGCGCCCCCUGGUAACCGUAGAUCUCGAAAGAGCACCCCAAGACGCUCUUCUACCCCUAGAUCUCGAAAGAGCUCCUCACGGCGUUCUUCUACCCGUAAAUCUCGAAAGAGCACCCCACGACGCUCUAGAUCUCGGAAGAGCUCCCCACGACGCUCUAGAUCUCGGAAGAGCUCCUCACGGCGCUCUUCUACCCGUAAAUCUCGAAAGAGCAGCCCACAACGCUCUAGAUCUCGAAAGAGCAGCCCACGACGCUCUAGAUCUCGAAAGAGCAGCCCACGGCGCUCUUCUACCCCUAGAUCUCGGAAGAGCACCAGUGACCAUGGUGCACCAUCAAGGAGCUCUGCAGAAGGACCAAAUGCAAAGUCGUUUUGUGGUUCUCUGUGCAAAGAGAAAGCCACUCCAUUUUUGUAA
Molecule: messenger RNA, 1971 nt
Organism: Morone saxatilis (striped sea-bass)
Lineage: Eukaryota; Metazoa; Chordata; Actinopteri; Moronidae
Exons: 1
Coding region: 1-1971 (656 amino acids)
Source: RefSeq, a predicted model, not a curated record